Sabethes cyaneus is the source of this 5075-nucleotide messenger RNA. RefSeq names its product vinculin (gene Vinc). Gene Ontology annotation, molecular function: actin filament binding; structural molecule activity. The record is from RefSeq and is a predicted model, not a curated record. Gene Ontology annotation, biological process: cell adhesion. The transcript is spliced from 5 exons. Lineage: Eukaryota; Metazoa; Arthropoda; Insecta; Diptera; Culicidae. The coding region runs from base 421 to 3303 and encodes 960 amino acids. Gene Ontology annotation, cellular component: actin cytoskeleton.
AGUUUACUAGGACAGUAAGAUCUCCGUUUCGUUUCACAUUCAUAUACCUAUAACCAUAAAUGCUUUGUGCCUUGCUGUGUGCCUUGCUGUGCUAGUGUGUAUUUGUUCGGAAAGGUGGUGACAGACAGAAAAAAAGUUGCGAAAAGGAAAAACCUGAUUUUUUCUCAUCUCGAUCGCCGAGACUUUCCGUUUUGUUAUUCUGCUUGCUCCUGUAAUCCCUGGUUUUGCAGAUCCCGAGAACGGUACAACUACGGCAGAAGAAAAAAUCCAUAAAAGACGAUUGAAGCAUCAUUUUGGGAGCCGCCUGAGAGGGGCGCCGGAAAAAGUAUCGCCCAGCUGGAGCAAGCUGAAGUGAAUUACAACGACGACCACAAAACAACCUGAACCAGUAGUACAAAUAACAAAACACAAACAUUCAAAAUGCCUGUGUUUCACACAAAAACGAUCGAGAACAUCUUGGAGCCCGUUGCACAACAGGUCUCCCGGUUGGUGAUACUGCACGAGGAAGCCGAAGAUGGCAACGCGAUGCCCGAUCUCAGCCGACCGGUCCAGGCGGUUUCGCUGGCCGUCACCAAUCUGGUCCGGGUGGGUCGGGAAACGAUUCACAACUCGGACGAUGAAAUCCUCAAACAGGACAUGCCCGCCUCGUUGGCUCGCGUCGAAAACGCCUCGCAACUGCUGGAGGAAGCAUCGGCCAUGCUGAGGGGUGAUCCAUUCAGUGGACCGGCGCGAAAAAAAUUGAUCGAGGGCUCGAGGGGUAUCCUGCAGGGGACUUCAUCGCUGCUUUUGUGUUUCGACGAAUCGGAGGUGCGAAAGAUCAUCCGCGAGUGCAAACGAGUGCUGGAUUAUUUGGCAGUCUCGGAGGUUAUCGAUACGAUGGAGGAUUUAGUGCAGUUUUUGAAGGAUUUGACCCCGUGCCUAAGUAAGGUAUCGCGGGAAGUCGGUGCCCGAGAGAAGGAAUUAACGCAUCAAGUACACAGUGAAAUUCUCGUACGCUGCUUGGAGCAGGUGAAAAUUUUGGCACCGAUUUUGAUUUGCAGCAUGAAGGUGUUUAUUUUGAUUGCCGAGCAGAGCGGGAAAGGAUCGGAUGAAGCGGCUGAAAAUAGAAACUACUUGGCUUCCAGAAUGAGUGAGGAAAUACAGGAGAUUAUUCGCGUUUUACAGCUGACGACCUACGAUGAGGAUCAAAGUGAACUGGACAAUCUGACGGUGUUGAAGAAGAUCCACAAUGCAAUUAAUAAUAAGAUGGAAGCAGCGAACGAUUGGUUGCGGAAUCCGUAUGCUCUGCGUGGUGGGGUUGGGGAGAAAGCGCUCCGACAGAUCGUUGGUAAUGGAUUGAAGGUGGCCGACCGUUGUCUUCCUCAGGAUUCUCAUAUUAUCCGAAGAUUGGCUGGUGAUAUCACUGCUAUGACGAACACGCUGUGUGAUUUAAGACAGGAUGGUAAAGGAACUACUCCACAAGCUGAUUCGAUUGCUCGUGACAUCCGAGAUAAAUUGGGCAAUCUGGAACAAUCCGUUUUGAAUGCCAUAAUGGGUGUCGAUAAGGCUGGAUUGCAGCAGACAGCGCACACAGUUCAGGGUCGCUUGGAACAAGCUUGUCGCUGGUUGCAAAACCCUGGCCAGGAUGAUCGUGGCCUUGGGCAGCGUGCAAUUGCCCUCAUUGUCGAUGAAGGUCGUAAAGUAGCGGAAGGGUUAAGUGGCCACGAGAAGGCAGAAGUUAUGCAGUUGUGUGAUGAGGUUGAACAAUUGUCUCAUGACUUCUCACAAAUGUGCUCUAAUGGACUUGGACACACUGCACAGGCGCAGGAAGUAGCACGACGUCUCAAUGAGAAGCUGCAUGGGUUGAAAAAACAAAUCCAAAAUGCAGUGGUUAAUCGUGUUGUUGAAGAUUUCAUUGAUAUUUCAUCGCCACUGAAACAAUUCAUGGAAGCGGUCGCUCUUCCAGAAGGAACGCCCGGUCGUGAGCAGAAUUUCAAUCAAAAGUCCAAUAAAUUGCAAAGCUUUAGUGAUCGUGCGUCCAAAACUAGCCGCAUGGUAGCCGCCGGUGGCUCUGGAGGUAACAAAAAACUCGCCGAAGUUUUGCUUUCUUCGGCUUCUCAAAUCGACAGUUUGACUCCACAGCUAAUCUCUGCUGGGCGUAUUCGGAUGAACUACCCAACCAGCAAAGCAGCGGAAGAACAUUUGAACAAUCUAAAACAGCAGUAUGCCGAUACGAUACUUCGCAUGCGUACGCUGUGCGAUCAAGCAACGGAUCCGUCUGAUUUCAUCGAAGCUUCCGAGAAGCAAAUGCAGAAGCAUUCGUUCCUCUGCGAUGAAGCAAUUCGAAUGAGACAGCCUCAGAAAAUGGUCGACAACACAUCCAGCGAAGCUCGGUUGGCUAACCGAGUUCUGCUGGUGGCCAAGCAGGAAGCGGACAAUUCCGAAGAUCCGGAAUUCAUCGCUAAGGUUAACGAUGCAUCCGAUCGUCUUCAGCAGUCCAUUUCGCCGAUGGUUCAGGAAGCGAAACACGUUUCAACCAACAUUGCUGAUCCGAUCCAUGCUUCCAACUGGCGGGAGGCCAACAAGCAGUUACUUCAAAAUGUGCGUAAUAUUCGCAGUGCCAUUAACAAUGUUCCGGAUGUGCCAGAAAUGCCAGAUCUAUCUGCUUUGCAUGUUAGCCCACAGCAACAAGAAGCGGCUCCACCACGUCCGCCACUACCACGGGAAAACAUCCCGCCGGUUCGACCUCCACCACCGGAGACCGACGACGAGGAUGAACUUUUCCAGGGUAUGCCCAAUGCAAACCAGCCCAUCUUGAUGGCUGCACACGGCUUGCACCAGGAAGUACGCCAGUGGUCUUCGAAGGAUAACGAAAUCAUCGCAGCGGCUAAGCGAAUGGCCGUUCUUAUGGCCCGUCUGUCCGAGCUGGUUCGUGCCGACUCGAAGGGUAGCAAGCGAGAGUUGAUUGCGACGGCAAAGAAGAUUGCUGAAGCCUCGGAGGAUGUGACCCGGCUGGCGAAGAUACUAGCCCGCCAGUGUACGGACAAACGCAUCCGUACCAAUCUGCUGCAGGUGUGCGAACGGAUACCGACCAUCGGAACGCAGCUGAAGAUCCUGUCGACCGUGAAAGCCACAAUGCUGGGCGCGCAGGGCUCCGACGAAGACCGAGAGGCAACCGAUAUGUUGGUUGGCAAUGCGCAGAACUUGAUGCAGAGUGUUAAGGAAACGGUUCGUGCUGCUGAGGGGGCCAGUAUCAAGAUUCGUUCGGAUCAGACUAACCACCGUCUGCGCUGGGUACGUCGGCAGCCUUGGUAUCAAUACUAAGCUGUUGGUAACCGUCGGUGAUGAACGAAUAGGCGCACAAUUUUUCUGCGACGGUGUACAACACACACAAGGAGCACACGGUUAGUCAGAAGCACCUUUAACGCACUUUACAGAUGUCUGAAGGAACGUCUAGAACUCGGAGCAACUCGAAGAUAGAAUGAACACUAAUCAAUUUACAGUAGGUACCGGAAAGCCUUGAACUUGUGUGAAAAACUGCCUAAUAAGAGGUACCUCAAAUCGUGUCAAAAGAAGGUAUGGCAAUCUAGUACAAGAGUACUCAUAUUUCUAUGUUAGAAUAGUUUGUAAGGAUGUUAUCGUAUGGCGACGUUUUUCUCGAUAUGUAUUUAUUUACUAAAUGUGUUUCUACUCAAAGGCAUAAUUUUUUCGACGAUUGAAAAAAAUAUAUUUGUUACAUUUUAGUUUUUUGAACUAACAAAUUUUUCUGCGAAAAAAAUUGCGAGUGUUUCUUAGUCAGAAAAGUAAGGGAAUUUUUAUAAGCAAGCAUGAAGGAAUUUCUUAGGGGAGACAGAUAGUAUUUUUGAUAACGAAAUUGAACGCACUAGCGGUUAAAGGGAGGAUUAGAAAAUUGUUGCCAAAAAUUAAUGCAUUAACAAAGUCAAAGCCGGAUGACUUAGACUAAAAAUUGCUGUUUGUGUUUCGUUGGAUUAAUACAUGAAGAAAUUUUAUGCAAACAUGCUGUUAGUAGGACGUCCAAGCGACAUUAUUUUAGCAGAGUCUAUUUAUAUCGAUGUUUUAAAUUGCGCAAUUGCAGGAUCUGGAUUGCAGGAAAUAAAUAGAGCCUAACUAAGUAAAACGUAAGAAUAAUGCUAAUAUGUGCUAAUACAUGAAACGAAACAGUUUUAAGAAACGUUUAUAUUAAUCAUUAGCGUAAGAUAUGUUUUCUUCCAACGAGACGAAUCUACUUAUACUUGCAAUCAGUGCUCGAUUUUGUAUUUCUUUUAUCAGAUACAUACAACAACAGUUUUCAGUAGGUGCAAUAUCUAACCUUCACUCAAGUAGUGAAUUUGCAUGCAAGCCAGAAGGUAGUAUUCCUAGUAACAAACCACAAUAAUAACUUGAACGAACGAAGUUACAAAUAAGAAUGCAACAUUUUACUAAUACUAGUAACAAAUACUGAUAGAUUAGAAAGGAAGAGCGCUUGUCUUAUUACUAUUGGAAAUUAUUCCGGAUCUAAUUUCACAUAAAAUGACUGAUUACUUCGUGUGAAGUAAGAUGCGGAAUAAUUGUUGUUAAUUAUUCGUCCGGCACCAGAAAUUACAAACCGGCCGGCUAAUAGGAAGUUCAAAUGAAAAUUGCAGGUACCUCAUCGAACAAACUUGAGCAGCUAACAACAGCGGUUUUUCCAAGUGAUUUCCGUAUUUUGUUCUUUCCAUUAUACAUACACUACAAAUCAAAUACAUACAUUUAUAACAAAGUAGAAAUCGAGCGUGUUGUAAUAACAAGUGCCUAUUUAUAUUAUAUUUUUGUAAACAGUUUUUAUUCUUGUUUGAAUAUUGUUUAACUUUCAAUUUGUUCAGCUGUCUUUAGUUGAGAAGAAAUUUCUUUUACAGGAGCAGUUUGAUUCGCGGUCGGUAUCGGUGAAAAACGUUUUCGUUUAUCUAUUAUAUGUCUGUUUACUGACUGUUAUCGAAUCACUGACUUAAUCGCUUACAUGUGUAGCUGUUUUUUCCUCUUUCAAUGAAACCAUUUACUAGUUCUUAAUCAGAGUUGAGAAAUUGUAAAAUGACAGCGCUACUGUUUCUUAUAUUAAA